AUGUCUUCUAUAGUAACAUCAUCCGACACGAGUCAUGGCGAUCCCAAACUUAGCAAGAAGCAAGAUGGAGCAGCAGCUUCGGCAAUCAAGUCACCCGAUGCAGCAGCCCAUAUGGUCUCGGGGGCAGUGGCGGGGCUCGUUUCAGCAAUCACGCUACAGCCGUUUGAUUUGCUAAAGACUCGAUUGCAGCAACAGCAACACAACAACAAACACGAAGUGCGGACAUCGCUUGCGAAGGAAUUGAAGAAAUUGAGAAAAGUCAAGGAUUUGUGGCGUGGCACCUUACCCCUGACAUUGCGCACGUCCAUUGGCGCAGGGUUAUAUUUCACGAUUUUGUCCAAGAUGCGGUCUUCGUGGGCAGCGUAUAGGCUGAAAAGCCACAAGGAGGGCCAGCGCAAAUUGAAUUUCAAGUCCAACUCGUCGGCGUUGCCCAAGUUGACCCCCAUGGAGAACUUGACCACGGGGUUUGUGGCGAGGGCCAUUGUGGGAUACAUCACCAUGCCCAUCACCAUCAUCAAAACGAGGUUUGAGAGCAACUUGUACAACUACAACUCGAUGUAUGAAGGCAUCUCGGGGGUGUAUUUGGAUGACACUCGCAAGGGGGGCCCCCUUGCGUCCAAGGAAGGAGCAGCGGCUGGUGUCACGGGCACGGGAACCAGCUCCGUGAUCCUGCCGCGCCAUGGAUCGCUCAAGAACUUUUUUCGUGGUUCCGCUGCUACAUUGGCGAGAGAUUGUCCCUAUGCGGGCUUGUACGUUUUGACAUACGAGUCAUUUAAAAAUGAUAUACUUCCACGGUUGAUACCACGAAAUCUAGGUAGUGAACACCACUCGAGCAUAAUCAACUCGACUGCCGCUGUGUUGGCUGCUACUACAUGCACCACGAUAACUGCUCCGUUUGACGCCAUCAAGACUCGAUUGCAAUUGACUAAUAGCCAUUCGAUGUGGAAAACGUUUCUUGACUUGAUCCACGAGAAAGGCGGUCUGAAGAACUUGUUUCGUGGUUUGAGUUUGAGGUUGGGCAGGAAGGGUGUCAGCUCGGGGAUCAGCUGGUGUAUAUACGAAGAGUUGAUCAAAAGUAGAUGGGUUAGAGAAUGGUUUGCAUAA
This is a messenger RNA of Lodderomyces beijingensis, 1104 nucleotides long. Lineage: Eukaryota; Fungi; Ascomycota; Pichiomycetes; Serinales; Debaryomycetaceae. The record is from the annotation of a GenBank genome assembly.